Molecule: messenger RNA, 2022 nt
Organism: Rhododendron vialii
Lineage: Eukaryota; Viridiplantae; Streptophyta; Magnoliopsida; Ericales; Ericaceae
Product: serine/threonine-protein kinase VIK-like
Exons: 11
Coding region: 239-1540 (433 amino acids)
Biological process (GO): protein phosphorylation
Molecular function (GO): protein binding; protein kinase activity; ATP binding
Source: RefSeq, a predicted model, not a curated record
UACUAUCUCGCUCUAGAGAGCGAGAGCGAGAGAGAGAGAGAGAGAGAGAGAUUUUUUAUUUUUUUGAUCCGCAGAGAGAGAGAGGUUGAUUUAAGUUGAAACAGAAUAACGGACGCCCAUUCAACUGGAACCAAAAACUCUCUGAUCCUCUGAAUCUAACACACAGAAAGCAAUCGAUUCAUUAGAUCGCAUUCGUUCGAUCAAAUCACUUGUAGUUGGAGAGCGCUGUGGGUCCGCAAUGAGCGGCAGCGAAGGGAGCUCGGCGCAUUCGGCCAGCUCCGGCGGGGGCGCGGCGGCAGAGGAGAAGAAGAAAGUGAAGGCUAGGGUUAGCAAGACGUCGAUGAUACUGUGGCACGCCCACCAAAACGACGCCGUGGCCGUGCGGAGGUUGUUGGAGGAGGAUGGGUCGCUGGUGCACGCUAGGGAUUACGACAGCCGGACACCGCUCCACGUGGCGGCGCUCCACGGCUGGAUCGAUAUCGCCAAGUGUUUGGUGGAGUUUGGAGCUGAUAUCAACGCCCAAGAUCGUUGGAAGAACACGCCUCUAGCUGAUGCAGAAGGAGCUAAAAAAGAUGCUAUGAUUGAGUUGUUAAAGUCACAUGGUGGUCUGUCCUACGGCCAAAAUGGAAGCCAUUUUGAGCAAAAGCCUGUUCCACCUCCUCUACCAAAUAAAUGUGAUUGGGAGAUUGAGCCUUCUGAGCUCGACUUCUCAACUUCAAAUAUUAUUGGGAAGGGAUCUUUUGGUGAGAUUUUAAAAGCAUAUUGGCGUGGGACACCAGUAGCUGUCAAACGCAUUCUUCCCAGUCUUUCCGAUGAUAGAUUGGUGAUUCAGGACUUUAGGCAUGAAGUGAAUUUGCUGGUGAAGCUUCGCCAUCCUAAUAUAGUGCAAUUCCUUGGAGCUGUAACUGAAAGAAAGCCUCUGAUGUUAAUUACUGAGUACUUACGGGGGGGUGACCUUCAUCAGUAUCUAAAGGAAAAGGGUGCACUUAGUCCAUCAACAGCUAUCAACUUCGCAUUAGACAUUGCCAGAGGCAUGACAUAUCUUCAUAAUGAGCCAAAUGUCAUAAUUCAUAGAGACCUAAAGCCAAGGAAUGUCCUUCUAGUCAACACAAAUGCAGACCAUUUAAAAGUUGGGGACUUUGGACUAAGCAAACUCAUCAGGGUGCAAAAUUCUCAUGACGUGUACAAAAUGACAGGCGAAACUGGAAGUUAUCGGUAUAUGGCUCCUGAGGUUUUCAAGCAUAGGAAGUAUGACAAGAAGGUUGAUGUUUUUUCUUUUGCAAUGAUACUAUAUGAGAUGCUUGAAGGUGACCCACCAUUGUCACACUAUGAACCUUAUGAAGCAGCCAAACUCGUGGCAGAAGGACGCAGGCCUGCAUUCAGGGUCAAGGGUUAUAUUUCUGAGUUGAGGGAGUUAACAGAGCAAUGCUGGGCUGCAGACAUGAACCAAAGACCUUCUUUCUUGGAAAUUCUCAAGAGGCUUGAAAAGAUAAAAGAUGCAAUAUCGUCGGAUCAUCCCUGGCAUAUCUUUACAUCAUGACACGAUAGAGCCAAUGCAUACUUUCAGAGGUUGAGAUGAUCCCUAUACCCUUACAUCUUAUUACACAGAUUAGGCCAUGAGUGUGCUCAGCUCAUACCGACUAUUACUAGGGAUCUCUUUUCCAAAGCGUUUUGAGACUAUUUUUCAAAAAUUGUUCAUUCUCUAACCUGAAUUCCCGCUUUCCUUUUAACUGUCAAAGAGUUUUAAACAAAUGCUGACAAACGUGGCCAAGCGAUUCUGUACUACCACUUAUUAACUUGGCCAAGCGAAAUCUGUACUACCACCAUGGUUUCUCCUUCCACACUAGAAUGUUCCCUAGUCUUGUUCUUCCUCUCGUAAACACCAAAUCUGUUUGUUUCACAAAACAAACUUGGCAGAAUUGAGUUUGUUGAGGAAAUUUAAUUCAUGUGGUUGCUGUAAGUUGAUAUCUAUGAGUUAUACUGUAUUGAUUGUGAAAUUCCAAUCAAGAUAUUUACACUAAA